GCUCAAAAUUGAACAGAUACGUAUCGAAACACUCCAAUUUCUUCCUUGAAAAUGUUUACGGGAGAAUUUCGUUACUGUUCCACUGUGGUUCUAUUCUGUCGUGAUCGAACCAUAGAACAUCAUUGUGUGAUAACUGAUAAGAAAUAAUUGUUUAUCUUUCGUUACGUUGGGACUCGGGCUUUAAAUGUUUGAAACCGCGGUGGUGAUAACAUUAAUUGUAAAAUUACAUUUUUGAUUUUUACUUUGAAGUCUGCUCAUCGUUGUUUCUGUUCACUUUACGCAAUCGGAUUGUAUAAAAUAUGCAUUAGAUAGUUACAUUUAUAAUUGUGUAUUCAAUAUUAUGUUGAUAAGUAACUCUGGUUUAUCUUAGACCAUGUUUUAUUGAAUUUUUUUCCGUCAAUUUCGCUCCGUAGAAAACAAAGAAAUAUACAACUAUGUCAUCAAGCAAUAAUGAUGCAGAUUUAAAAUCUAGACUGGCACAAUUUGGUAUACAUAGUCCAAUUACAAAGACAACUAGAGCUGUUCUGCAUAAAAAACUUUUAAAAUUAGAAAUGGAUUCUAAAAAGGAGCAAAAGAAUGAAUCGAUUAAACUUGGCUGCGAAUCAAUGGUUCUUGAACAUUGAUAUGACUGACACAAAUGACCAAUUUUUAGUUGAAGAUGAUGAAAUAUUAGCGGCUAUAUUAGAAGAAAGUUUAAGACAUUACAAUGAAGUGGAAGUACCGUUACGGUCUAUUGUUGCUAAUGAAGUAUCUCCUGCAAAGUCUAUUAUUGAGGAUGAACUACCGCCUUUACAGUACGAAGCACCACAGCAGUCUAAUGGCUCGAAUUCUGUACCUAAAUUAAGCAGGGAUGCACCACCAGUAGUAAUAGACCUGUGCCAAUCACCCAAAAAAUGUACAACUGUUCAAAGUAGAUUAUCACAUUUUUUUACAAGACCUAAAAGUGAUAAAAUAUGUAAUAAGGAAGAAACUAAUAGUGAACUAGAAAAUCAAACUGACGAAUUAUGUAUUGAAAUGAAUUCAUCACCAGUACAGAAUAAUGUCAGCAUUAGCAGUUCACCAGCAAUUUUCUAUAAAGAACCGGAUGCAAAUGGGUUUCAUUUAUCAUCUGGUUCACAUUAUGUGUACCCCUCAAAUUUUCCAGUCAGAGAAUAUCAAAUGGGAAUCAUCAAAACAGCUUUAUUUCAUAAUACUCUUGUCAGCUUGCCUACAGGCAUGGGAAAAACAUUCAUAGCUGCUGUAGUCAUGUACAACUUUUACCGAUGGUAUCCAAUGGGUAAAAUUAUAUUUAUGGCUCCAACAAGACCAUUAGUUGCUCAACAAAUUGAAGCUUGUCACUCGAUAAUGGGUAUUCCUAGAGAAAUGACAUUUGAAAUGACUGGUAGUAUUGCACCAGAACAAAGAUAUUUAGCUUGGAAUAAAUACAGAGUCUUUUUUCUUACACCUCAAGUUCUGGCCAAUGAUUUGAGCCUAAAUAAAUGUCCAUCAGAUACAUUCAGAUGUAUUAUUGUAGAUGAAGCACAUCGAGCUACCAAAGAUUAUGCUUAUGUUCAGGUCUUAAAGCGUUUAGCUGAAGAAAACCGAGUUAUAAGAAUUGUUGGAUUAUCAGCUACUCCUGGAACUAAUAUAGAAGCGGUAACUGAGGUCAUACAAAAUCUAAGCAUAUCAAAGUUAGAGUUCAGAACUAAUGAAUCUCCUGAUGUGGUAAAAUAUACAAAUAAAAAGGAUGUUGAAUGCAUACCAGUGAAACUUACAAAUACUAUUUUGAAUAUACGCACUCAAUUUUUAAUGAUUUAUGAUAAAUACUUAAGACGUUUAAAACAGUACCAUGCCCUUAAUGGAAACGUGGCUAAUCUAACAAAAUUUCAAAUAUUCACCGCCAAACAAAAAUUUUUAACCAGUAAUAAUGCCCGUGAUAUGCCCAAAUCUCUUAUUGGAAGUUUAAUAAAUGAUUUUACCAUAUGCAUGUCGCUGGCAUAUGCUUUAGAGUUAUUGACAAUUUAUGGUGUCAAAGUAUUUUAUUUACAAUCAUUAGAAAUGAAAGAAAAUCAUAAAUGUUUAUCAAAUGAUGCUGAUUUUCAAAAUCUCUUGAAUGGUAUUAACAAAGAAUUAAAUUCUCAGGACUUGACUUGGAGUCACCCCAAACUAUUUGAAUUGAAAAAAAUUGUUCAAAACUAUUUUGGUAAUGAAAAUGUAGAAGCAAGUAGUAAGAUAAUAAUAUUCUGCCAGUAUCGGUUGGUUGUAGUAGAAGUAUUUGAACUUUUAAAAACAUUUGGUUCAUCUGUAAAACCGGUCAUGUUUGUUGGGCAAUCCGAUAAAGUAAAAGGUGGUCUGCCGCAAAAAAAACAAUUGGAGGUGAUGAGUCGGUUUAAGAGUGGAGAUUUCAAUGUAUUAAUUGCUACAAGUGUAGCUGAAGAAGGCCUAGAUAUUGGAGAUGUUGACCUGAUCAUAUGCUUGGAAGCCAACAAAUCUCCAAUAAAAUUUGUACAACGACUGGGUCGAACUGGACGUAAACGUUCAGGCAAAUGUAUUACUUUACUGACUGAAGGAAAAGAACAAAUUAAAUACAAUUCUAGUGUUUCUUCGAGUAAAACACUUGUAAUGAAAAUGUUAAAAAACAAAACAAUACUUUCUAAGUUGGCUCCUGAAGGACCAAGGUUGGUGCCAAAACAUAUCCAUCCACAACGUUUAAUGAUUCAUGUAAAAGCACCAGAAAAACUUUUUCCGGAAAAGAAAAAACCAAAAGGCAAGAGAAAAGCAAUUGAUAAUAUCAUGCGAUAUGUAGAACCUAAUGAUGGCCAAAAUGAAGUAGAUGAAGAUGGAGAAGACGGACUCGAUGUUUUCCAAAAUAAUAUAGAUAAACCGAAAAAAAGAUCAAAAAAACGAAAAACCGUUGAAUUUGAUACAAACGAAAAUGACUGUUCAGAAAUCGGACCGUCCAAACAAAAAAAUACCGACCUAGAUUGCGAACAUAAUUUAAAUGAUAACUAUUAUGAUGCAUCUGAAAUCAAUGCACAUGAUGUAACCGAAAGGACUUUGGACCACUUCGUCGACGAGGAAAAAGUGUUUAACGAAUGGCUUCAGUCAUGUAUGAGGGCCAAUACCGUAGUGUUGAACAGCAAGUUUACGGAACUGUUAAAUUUUUUUACUGAUAGUGGCCCAUGUGAUACUGAAUUUUUCAAUGGCAAACCGAUGGAUGGCAUGUUUAUUGGGCAGACUGACGUUGGUAAAAUACUUGAAGGUCCGUCGGUUAGUGAAGGGUGCACGGUCCACACGAACGAUCAGCCGAUGAGAAAUGCCAAUAAUUUGUUCCGAUUACGCGAUGAUGUACGACUAGGUGGUUCACAAGUGGCAAGCACAUCUACAGCUCAUGAAAUCAAUGACUUCACGGACAAUUCAAACCCCGAAGAUAUGUUCGAUGGGCACACUGACUACUCGACUUUCAUGCGACCGAUCGGUAUACGAACGUCUGCAAUUUGUGGUGGCAGUCACGAAACGAAACUCGAACAAAACAGCCGUACGGGAAAAUGUAAUUUCAACGACCUGUUCAAAAGCCCACUGGCUGACGAGUACACCAAUGAUUUCAUGGAUAGGAAUACGAGUUUCCCUGUACGCCCAUCCUCUGUAGAUGACUUCAAUGUCGGCGACGACGACCACAGUUCUCCAGCUGAUAUCAUGGCCGGAGCUAUAGAACGGGACGACGACCAAGACGAAGACGAUGAAGUCAUACGAAAUCUUGAUUUCGAAGAACUAUUCAAGAGCCAGAGAGCCGACAGGUUAAUCGAGAAGUACAGCGAAGAAAUUGCAGCUGAACGACCCAAAGUUGAUCUAGCGGUCGUUUGUAAUGGUGGUGGCAAAAAAGCCGAAAUGUGCCAUGAGGGAAAAAUGAACAACGAAGUAUUGUUCGAGAGUAGUCAAAAAUCCGACGGGUCUAUCGAAGACUUGGUAAGCGACACGGGAUCCCGAGUUCGGCCGUCGAAUGCAGGUAACUACGUUAUACCCGACGAUAACGACGACGAUGACCAGGACAACGACGAAAUCAUGGGAAAAAUUGAUUUCGAAAAACUGUACAAGAUUCCGAGAUCCGAUAACUGUAUAGAAAAAGAAACCGGAUUACAAAACAUCAAUCGAUCGAUCGCCAAUGGUGGUCGGAAGAGUCCUGUCAUGUGUGGUGGUGGGAAAAAGGUAUUGACAUCCGGCCACCUGUCGAUCGGAAAGAUGGACUUCAGUGCAUUGUACAAGAACCAAAGGUCCGAUGGGUACAUUGAAGACUUCAUGGUGAGAAACGCUGGACCCCGAGCCGGUCAGUUGAAUGCAGUCGAUCGCGUCUUACUCCACAUCGAUGAAGACCAGAAUAAAAGCGACGAAGUGAUGGGAAAUAUUGAUUCCAAAAAACUUUUCAAAGGUCAAAGGGCUGCCAAGUGUAUGAAAAAGAAUGAAAGUGACAAAAUAUCCGCCAAACAAUCGAACGUCAGUCGAUCGAUUGUAAAGGGUGGACGGAGAAGUCCCAUCGUAUGUGGUGGAGCGUCGGAGAAACUGAUCAAGAGCCAACGGGCGUACGAGUACACAGAAGACUACGCGGAUAAGACCUUAGCAGAAAAGGUCGGGGUGGCGGAUGGUUUGCCGAGCUGGGAUGUUAGGGUUAACGACGACGAUGACGACGACGUUAUUUCCAUAAACAGUUCUCAAGAAUUUUUCAGUUGCAGACUGCCAAAGAAGACCACCCAGACGAAACUGACGGAUCAUGUUCGUGCCGACCGCCCCAUCGAUAUCAUCGACUUAUCAUCGCCGCCACCAAAAUCGUCAUGUACCGCGGUCGCGGCCACAUCCGCCAUCAGUCUGCCGAUUGUAGAAGACAGAAUUCCGACCGGCAGUGUCUCGGCCUCACAUGUUGGCGGCAGUGGUCUGUUGCAGACAUACGACGAUGAUGACAUGGAUUUUAUGUUCAUCGAUUACAAUAGUGACGGUGAUGCUGCUGUUGAUGUUUUUACGCAGAAAGACCGGGACGGCUGUGAUUCAGACGUUUUCACGCAGAAACAGCCGGAUUGCUGUGAUGCAGAUGUUUUUACGCAAAAAUGCCGGGACAGUGGUGAUGAGGACUUUUUCACUCGGAAGAAACAGGGCGGCAGCGAAACGAAGGCGGCGGUCAGUCUACCGUUAUCCCCUGUCGCUUCUGCAGCGAAAUCAUCGCUUAAGGGUGACGUGGCGAAGCGUGCCUGCAACCCCACACAAUCAUACGACAACGGUAUGAUGCCAUUCAACAUCAUGAAAGCUGCACGUCUUGUUGAUUUGCUGAAGCCGGGCUUGAGCAUGAAGAGGAACAUGACGGCGGUAUCUAAACGAAAAGUCGACAACAGCUUGCCGGUGGCUACGCUGAAAGGACAAGUAGACAAAGGCUCCUCAUCGGGGGCGUUCAAACGACAAGUCAAUAACUCCUCGCCGGUGUCUGCGCUAAAACGACAAGUCGACAACUCCUCGCCGGUGGCUACGCUUAGACGACAAGUCGACAAAGGCUCUUCGUCGGGGGCGUUCAAACGACAAGUCAAUAAUGCCUCACCGGUGUCCAUGUCCAAACGACAGGUUGAAAACUGCUCACCGGUGGCUGGGAUCAAACAACAGUUCGACAACGGCUCGAUGGCAGCGUUGAUGUUGAAAAGAAAAGUCGCCAACUGCCGAAGUCCAGCCGACGACAUGUCGCCCAUACGUCCUCCGAACGGCCAACGGCGGCGUCCUCAGUUUUCACAGUCUACUCCUAAAGUUCCCGUGCACUCGAAACAACGACAACGAGAAACCGUCACCACCGCUGCCACCACAGUCCCCACCUCCAAAAAGGUAAACUCUCUGUUGACGUCCAGUAGCGACUCUGACGCUUUCAUCGGCUACGGGUGCACAGAAAAGACGACCAGCACUUGCCGCCGAGUCAAGAAAAAACGCCGAAGGAGACCGAAAAAGAAACUCUUGUUCAUCGAUGACGAAGCUGAUGUCAGCAAUUGCUACGGCGACGGUACCAACCUCAGUGAGACUAGCUCCGACAACGACGAAGGCGACGAAGACGAAAACGAUUUCGAUUCCAGUUUCAUCGAUGAUGAUCAUGAAAAGUCCGAUCCGUCGAAGAGUAUGACUAAACAAUAUUUGCAAUCGGUGAAGAGCCAGGCCGCCACUCUCGGAGUUUUCAAGAUACCUCAGCUAACAAGACAGCAUUUCAACAUUGACGUUUACUCACAGAUGGGCGAUAGGAUCAUGGAUGAUAACUACGAAGAGGAUUCGUUUUGUGUGGACGACGCGUCGGACCUGAACAGCACGUUUUCGACGACCAACACGAGCGAGCAUCGAACGUCGGACGAACGGCCGUCAAAGCCGUCGCCGUCACGGAAGCGGAAGCGCAUAAUAAUGUCGCCGCGGAGUACGGACAGCAGCGACGAAAGCCCACGACGCAAGUUCCGCCGGAAGCGAGGCAGGGUGAAGACUUCGCUGGACUUCAGUUGAUCACCGCGGCCCGCAGCCGACGGAUUUCGGAUGUAACUCUUUCGGUGGUCCAUCUAUCUGUUAAUAUUUGUUUUUUUCGCUCACUUUUAUACGUAGCGUUUUUUUUUAUUGUACUGUUUGCCGCCCCGCCGACUUUUGCAGAAACGUGAUACUAGUCUGUGAUCUCGUAAUGCUGUGUACCUACGCACGACAGGUCACAGGUGUGACUGACUGCGUGUGGCCAUCGGUUGGUUAUUUAUUUUUUUUGCAGUUCAACUGCACAUACCUCCUAUAUUAUUAUAUUACUCUUAUAUAUUAUACCUAAAUAAAUGUUUGUUUGUUUUUUACAUUUUUAUAUACAUAUUUAACUGUUAAAUAUUUAUUUGUGAUAACCAACAGAAUAAUGAAAACGGAUACCUGUACUUGACGUUUUGAUCCCAGUUUUAAUGUGAUAAUAAAAAUUAACUUUUAAAAUAAUAA
Molecule: messenger RNA, 6945 nt
Organism: Myzus persicae (green peach aphid)
Lineage: Eukaryota; Metazoa; Arthropoda; Insecta; Hemiptera; Aphididae
Gene: Fancm
Exons: 20
Coding region: 577-6486 (1969 amino acids)
Biological process (GO): replication fork reversal; double-strand break repair via synthesis-dependent strand annealing; interstrand cross-link repair
Molecular function (GO): 3'-5' DNA helicase activity; hydrolase activity; ATP binding
Source: RefSeq, a predicted model, not a curated record